GGUACGCCGGACGCCCAUCACCAUACUACAAGGAGAGCCACCGAAAGCUGCGCGACUACGUUCGAACAUGGUGUGAUGAGGUACGUCGAUCCGAACGAACCCCAGAACAUCGCGCCCUACACCGAAGACUGGGUGCAAGCCGGCGCCAUCGACCCAGCCAUAUACGGCAAAUGCGCCGCCGCCGGUCUUCUCGUGCCCAUCGCCUUCGGCAAGACAAUCCCACCCGAGUACGCGCACUACCCGAUCGCAGCGGGCAUCAAAGCCGCGGACUGGGACGGGUUCCACGACCUGAUCCUCUGGGACGAGCUGGUGCGCGCGGGGCCGAUCGCGAGCCUAUUCAUCGGGCUUGUGGUCGGGGCGCCGCCGCUGCAGAAAUUCGCCUCUCGGGAGCUGGCGCGCGACAUCUUCCCCGAGAUCCUGAGCGGGGAGAAGCGCAUCUGUCUUGCUGUUACUGAGCCCGAUGCCGGCAGCGAUGUGCGCAAUGUCAAAACCACGGCUGAGCGCGCGCCCGACGGGUCCCACUACGUCGUCAACGGCAGCAAGAAGUGGAUCACCAACGGCAUGUUCAGCGACUACUUUAUGACGCUUGUGCGCACGGGCGGCCCCGGGGCAGGCGGGCUGAGCAUGCUGCUUAUCCCGCGGUCCGAGGGCGUGCGGACGCGCAAGCUCGAGGUGGUCGCGGGCCCGCUGAGCGCAACCACGUACGUGACGUUCGAGGACGUGCGGGUCCCCGCUGCGUACCUGAUCGGGCGCGAGGGCGAGGGCUUCAAGCAGACCAUGGUCAACUUCAACCACGAGCGCUUGUGGAUUGCGUUCCAGGCGAUCCGGGGCUGUCGCGUUGCGCUCGAGGACGCGUUCAGCUGGGCGCUCAAGCGCGAGGCGUUUGAUAAGACGCUCAUUGAGCAGCCGGUUGUGCGGAACAAGUUUGGCAACUGCGGCCGCAUGGUGGAGAGCCUGCAGGCGUGGACGGAGCAGAUUGUGUACGAGCUGGAGAACCUGGACGAUGCUGAUGGCGCGCGGUUGCUGGGUGGUACGACGGCGCUGCUCAAGGUCGAGAGUGGGAUGGUGUGCAAGUAUGUUGCGGAGGAGUGUUUGAAGAUCAUGGGCGGACUGGGCUUGACAAAGACGGGGCAGGGUGCGAGGAUCGAGGCGUUUUACCGCGCCGUGCCUAGCUACACGGUACCUGGUGGGUCGGAAGAUGUGCUGAUUGACUUGGGGGUCAGAGAGGCGUUGAAGUUGCACAAGCAGGCGUCGAAGCUGAAGGCGAAGAUUUGA
Didymella exigua CBS 183.55 is the source of this 1275-nucleotide messenger RNA. RefSeq names its product acyl-CoA dehydrogenase NM domain-like protein. The record is from RefSeq and is a predicted model, not a curated record. Gene Ontology annotation, molecular function: oxidoreductase activity, acting on the CH-CH group of donors; flavin adenine dinucleotide binding. The transcript is spliced from 3 exons. The annotation marks the transcript as partial. Lineage: Eukaryota; Fungi; Ascomycota; Dothideomycetes; Pleosporales; Didymellaceae.